Molecule: messenger RNA, 1242 nt
Organism: Colletotrichum abscissum
Lineage: Eukaryota; Fungi; Ascomycota; Sordariomycetes; Glomerellales; Glomerellaceae
Exons: 4
Coding region: 1-1242 (413 amino acids)
Biological process (GO): mRNA 3'-end processing
Molecular function (GO): RNA polymerase II C-terminal domain binding
Source: RefSeq, a predicted model, not a curated record
AUGGCGUACAACGACGAUGCUGUGCUGGCAAAGCUAUCGGCCCUCAAUGAGAGCCAUGACAGCAUUGCGACUGCUGCGCAAUGGAUCAUGUUCCAUAAGAGACAUGCAGAUCGCACAGUUGCCCUAUGGAUGCAGCGUCUUCGAGACUCAUCAAGCACCAAGAGACUAAGCUUGGUCUAUCUUGCAAAUGAGGUCACCCAGCAAUCAAAGGCUCGGCACAAGGACGACUUCCUUGUUGCCUUUUCUCCAGUCAUCGCUGAGGCGACAGCUUUGGCCUACAAGGGAGCGCCGGCUGAGAUCCAGAACAAGCUCAGAAGGGUCAUCGACGUCUGGAAAGACCGCUUCAUUUUCGAGCCACCGGUUCAACAGGCCAUCGAACGUGGCAUUGAUGAACUCGAUAAGGCUCGCGGAACUGCCAAGGCAAACUUCGCUAGUCCCGGAAUUGGCGGUGGUGGUCCUUCCGUUCCCGCAGAGCUUACUCCGCUCGUCACCUCCUAUACCAAUGUCUCGAAGCUCAACCUGCCCACUAAGACGGCUGUGAGCACCGCCAACCAGGAUUUUGAAAAGGUUACCGACCCCUCGACACCUGUCCCAUCGGCUCCCGUCUACGCGGCAAGACUUAAUGGUCUCUUGAAGAGUUUGGCGAGUGCUGAGGGCGCUGUGGCAGAGUGCGUUAAGGCCCGAAAGGGCCUCAUUGGCGAGUUGGAGAAGAUGCUCAGCGCAAGUCAGGAGGCACUCGCGAACGACGAGAGGCAGCAUGCCGACCUGAUGUCACGUAAGGCAGAGACGGAGGAGAAGAGACGUGAGAUUGAGCAAGCCAUUAUGCGGGGACUGCCGACUCACGAGGCUUCGCAAUCCCCUGGCAACGGAGCAUCCAAGACCCCUGAACCUGAGAGACCAGAAGUCGAGGCGCUUACACCUCCCCCCGUGGAGGCCUUCACACCGCCGUCUGUAGAGGCGCUCACCCCUCCCCCUGUCCAUGAUGAGCCGCCUGUUCCUCACCAUGCAGAAGAGGAUCGUGCCCGCUCAGCAUCGAGCCAGGGUUUCCAGCCUCCAGCAGCUUCGGGCAUUGAGAUGCUGUCAGCCCUUGCCUCGCAAUACCAAUCUAUCCCUGUCUCAGCAAACGGCGCGAAGAAGAGACGCCGAAUCGACGGAGACGAGUUCCCUGACCUCGGAGGUGACGAUGGAAUUGAUGCCGAUGUAGCAGAAAUGCUGCGUAAGGAAAGCAAUGGCAGCGCGUGA